This is a messenger RNA of Oncorhynchus kisutch (coho salmon), 4815 nucleotides long. RefSeq names its product E3 ubiquitin-protein ligase RNF166-like. Gene Ontology annotation, biological process: ubiquitin-dependent protein catabolic process; protein polyubiquitination. Bases 410 to 1141 code for a protein of 243 amino acids. The record is from RefSeq and is a predicted model, not a curated record. Gene Ontology annotation, molecular function: ubiquitin protein ligase activity. NCBI's taxonomy places the organism in Eukaryota, Metazoa, Chordata, Actinopteri, Salmoniformes, Salmonidae. The transcript is spliced from 6 exons.
UGUACGGCUUGUUCGUGAGAGUCGCACAGAACUUGCAGUUGUGCAAAUUCCCCGAUCUUUUAAUAAUCUGGAUAUAUUUUGGUCAGUUGUAUGUAAAUCAAAAUGAUUUGAAGAUCGAAUAAUCUGCUCCGCGCCCGGCUCGGGUCCUCUCGACAACCAGCACUGUCUUGUAAUGUUUACUUCUUUCGUGCUUCGGCGUGUCCUCUCGAGCGCUUGUGUAGCGGACUGAUGUAGUGUCUGUUUGCUAAAUUAUUUGACACAAACAGUUCAUAGGUUGGGUAGCUUUAUUCAUACGCUUUAUUCACACGAAGGAUGUCCAUCGUGCACAAUCGAUGAAAAUACUCGAUGUGAAUACACCCAGGUAGUUGCAGCCAUAGUCGAGAACGAAUUGCGAGCAAGAUCCUCGUUCAUGAUGGCGAUGUUUCGCAGUUUUGUGUCGGCUACUCAUCAGCUCAGGCAGCAUCAACAAAACGGGGCAGCCGCGGCUGCCACUGGCGAGAGCCUCGAGAGCCAGUUCUCCUGCCCAAUUUGCCUGGAGGUGUAUCAUAAACCUGUCACCAUUGGAAGAUGUGCCCACACGUUCUGUGGGGAGUGUCUGCAACCUUGUCUCCAGGUCACCUCUCCCCUCUGCCCUCUGUGCCGCAUGCCUUUUGACCCAAAGAAGGUGGACAAGUCCUCCAGUGUGGAGAAACAGCUGUCCAACUACAAGGCCCCCUGUCGGGGCUGCAGCAAGAAGGUGUCUCUGGUCAAAAUGAGGUCACACAUCUCCUCUUGCACAAAGGUCCAGGAACAGAUGGCCAACUGCCCAAAGUUUGUGCCUGUGGUCCCCACUUCACAGCCCAUUCCCAGCAAUGUUCCAAACCGCUCCACCUUUUCAUGCCCGUUCUGUGGAGCCCGCAAUCUGGACCAACAGGAGCUGGUCAAACACUGUAUGGAGAACCACCGCAACGAUCCCAACAAAGUGGUGUGUCCUGUAUGUUCAGCCAUGCCCUGGGGGGACCCCAGCUACAAGAGCUCCAACUUCCUCCAGCACCUGCUCCACCGGCACAAGUUCUCCUACGACACAUUUGUGGACUACAGCAUUGACGAGGAGUCAUCACUGCAGGCAGCCAUGGCCCUGUCCUGUCAAAUCAAAUGUUAAAGUGAGUGACUGUCUGACUCUGUGUUUACAGGACUACAGUAUCGAUGAAGAGGCGGCACUACAGGCAGCCCUGGCUCUCUCCAUGGCAGAGAACUGAGAGUCCUCUGAGUCCCCCAUUCUGCUAUCUGGGGACUCACUUCCAUCCCGACACCCCACUAGCUCUCUUUCUUUCUCUGGAUCCACCCCAUAUCCAGCCCCCUCCACUGUCUCCUCACAGGGAACGUUUGGAAGGACUUGGCCCUGGCCAAGACUCCCACUCUGGGAGAGCUACAGAGAGAUUAUCUCCUAACCCUGUCCCUGAUCCUCUGCCUGGCCCUUCAUCCACUCUGCUCACCUGCUUAACUCGUCCCAUUACAUCAUACUCUCAGCUGGCAGCAGCCCCAACACUUCCUGUAUACUGGGGAGGAGGGGAGCUUGGCCUCCCAAUAAAUGUUGCAUUUUAAAACCACUGCAAUGUAAACCAGUGAGUACAGCAUGGACAUUGUUGUUAUUCUGCAGUAAGUAUGAAGGUUCCCAAAAGUAAUGAUUUAAGGUAUUUUCUUUUACUCUUUGUUUUUCACUGUUCAAAUGAAACUUUUUCAAACUCCAGGAAAAUGCCAUCACUUGACACACGUACCACAGAUUAGUUCUGUUCAAGUUUAUUCUCAAGUUUGAUGGCUUUUUGAUUGAGGGACUACAGUUGAAUGGCUUGACCCCAUUCUCAGUGUGAUAAUCUUACCGCUGGGUGACAGUCUAGACAUGACCAGUUGAACACAGAGAGUGAGGACAUUCUUAUAUCCCCCAUCACGACAACAACACACUCUUAACAUUUGCAACGCGAAUCGAAACAAACUCUCAAACUAUCCCCUUUUUGUAUUCAGAGUUCGUGUGAAUACUUGCACUUGUCACAUUUUUCUACAUAAUUGAACUAUAGAUUGUUCUUAUUUCCCAGUUGAGAAACAGAAUUGUAGUACUCCAUUCAUUCUUCACUCUGCUGAUAUUUUUAUGAAGCACCAGACAAGAUAAAAAAUAUAUUUUUGGAAAAUGUCCCAGUUUCAAAUGGUGUACUAACAAUAAGAAACGUGUUUAUUGGAGAGGUGUUCGUUGUUUUACCACCUUUUUCUAAGUACCCGUUGGUACUGUACUGCUGGCAUCAGUUGUUAGCAGGAGCUUAGAGCCCAUGUGUAAUACGCUCUCAAACACAAGAGGGCGCCCCAGUCUCAAAAUAGACCUGGCAAUAGUCAUUCAAAGCCAUGUUCUUCAGUCAGUGUUACUCCAAGUCAUCAUGUUUAUACCCAUUCACAGUAUUGUGAAGAAUGCCCAUGUGUUGCCUAAAUAUAUGACCUGUUUGGUUUAGUGCCCACUAGGAGAAGUGCAAUAUUAUGACGUGAGUACUGUUGGAUAAGUCUAUCCUUGUGGUUGAGUUGGAUGCUGUCCCAUAAGAGUCCAGUUUUAUGUUAAUUAUUGUCUUGAACACCAAUGUUCCUAGGCCAUUUACCUUUCAGGAUCCGCACUGCACCAAUCUCAGUGGGGUCUCCCCAAAACCCAUUGGUCAUCAGAGCUGUGAAAAUCUGUUUGUAACAGGCCUGGAAUGUGUACGGUAGAUUGAAUCAUUAUGUUCCAAUGGUUUGUGAAAGACGUCCACUUUCUGAUAGCGCAGUAAUUAUUCAAGUUGGAUUGAAACAGAACUGUUCAGAACAGCUGCAUAUUCAAUCUUAUGAGAUCAAUUUCUCUAACGGCACUUUGCUUCAAAGGGAUAAAAUUAUAAAAGUACGUUGCCCCGAAGUAAAUGUCCAAUUAUAAGCCAUGUUUGAGUAGUAGUGUACCUGUUGAGCUAGCAUUGAUCUAUGGAGGUUUAAGAGAAUGUUUAGGUUCACUCUGAUGAAGGAUGCAUUAUGGGAAACUGGUUUGAUUGUUCUUUAUAUAGCAAGCAAUGGAGGAAGAUAUUAUGUAUUGUGAUUAGUUGUUACUAGACUGACUAGUAGAAGUAUAAUGGUCUGUCCAUUUGUGUUUUUCCUUGCUUCCGAGGGGAAUUGUACAUACGGUAGAGAAUGCAACAUUUAGGUUUAGGUCUAACGUUUCACAAGUUAUAUCUUUUUCCCAGAGCAAUGCAUUGAAAUAUUGCACUUUAAUUACGAAAUAUAUUUUGAAGGGUAGGAAUUUUGUCUUUUUUUCUCUUUUACUUUAAUUCGUUCCAAUUUGUCCAUUUCAUGGUGGAUGAUAAUGUAAGUUGUGGCUGUUUUUGUGUAAGAGCAGAAGGAAGGUUUUGUGUAAGAGCAGAAGGAAGGUUUUGUGUAAGAGCAGAAGGAAGGUUUUGUGUAAGAGCAGAAGGAAGGUUUUGUGUAAGAGCAGAAGGAAGGUUUUGUGUAAGAGCAGAAGGAAGGUUUUGUGUAAGAGCAGAAGGAAGGUUUUGUGUAAGAGCAGAAGGAAGGUUUUGUGUAAGAGCAGAAGGAAGGUUUUGUGUAAGAGCAGAAGGAAGGUUUUGUGUAAGAGCAGAAGGAAGGUUAAGUAUGAUCUCAGUCAUAACAUGUUGUUUUGGAGUACUGGGCUGGUAUAAAAUGUAUUUGUCUGUUGUGUCAUUAAUAUUUUAUAGAUGGGUAUAGAUUGCAAAAUCAACUGAGAAAACCAUCCCAGAUGCACAAUAGUGUGGCAUAUCAAAAUGGACUCUCGGCUUAGUCGGAAGUGUUCCUGGAGAUAAUGCAUCCUUAUUUGAAAGACAUCGACAUGUUAUAUUUUCGGUGUUUAAAUGUAAUGUACUGGUUGGUGGCACAGUAUUGACAGCUGUAGCCAUUAGAGAAAAACUGUCGUCACCUUGAGAAGUCCUGAGUUUCUUCUGGGGCACCAAGGAAUUGUCGCGCAUAUUUAAUUUAAUCACUUACUCAGCCUUUUUUACUACCUAAUAAUGAUGCUAUUUUAGAAAUGUAAGGUCAAAGGUAUUGUAUGUUUAGAUCAGCGUUCACGUGCACAGCUGUAGCCCAAUGUAGAUUUUGUAUGGAGUAUACCUCAAAUGUAUACUUUUCACUCUUUGUGUACUGUUGCAUCCAUGCAUAAUGCCACUGUACUGUGCAUCAUCAUCCCAAAUGUCCUGCUUGUGGUCAAAACCAGCCCAAUCUCUGUAAAAUAAACUCAAUGUUGCAGGUCACACACUGAUAGACCACCUGCAACAAAGACAUACACCAAAAAUCCCAAAAACAGGAUGGUGAAAAGGAAAGUAUUUGUAUGAACUUUGUUGGGUCAUUUUCCUCAAGAGGGCCUUACUGAGACUGUCUGUUCUAAUCUUGGUAAGGCUGACAGGAAAUAGACUGCCAUAUAGACCCGUAUCACAGCAAUCAGAGAAGACGGAGCCUGUGUCUCUGACUGUGUCCCCUCCCAGGACUUGGCUGCCCUGAGAGUGUAUGUAAUGUCACUCAGUAUAGACACAGGCUGAUGUUGUCCUCCCCAGGGGGGUCUGCGCUACAGUCUCUUGAAGCAGGACGUUUCCUUCAGGGCCACUGUACCCUAGAGACCCAGCCUGGGGUUUUGGCCCUACUGUCAGGGCCUGUGUGUGUUAAAUGUGAUUUAUGCAUUCUUGAAAAAAAGUAAUAAUACCAGUAAUAACAAUGUGGAUAUUCAAGUUAUAACACUGUUUGAAGUUUAAUAAGAUAUUGUAUUUGUAGCAGAUUUCUUUCCCUCAAUAAAAACACUGACCCAUCCCA